Molecule: messenger RNA, 738 nt
Organism: Exophiala bonariae
Lineage: Eukaryota; Fungi; Ascomycota; Eurotiomycetes; Chaetothyriales; Herpotrichiellaceae
Exons: 1
Coding region: 1-738 (245 amino acids)
Biological process (GO): pyrimidine nucleotide biosynthetic process; pyrimidine ribonucleoside biosynthetic process; 'de novo' pyrimidine nucleobase biosynthetic process
Cellular component (GO): cytoplasm
Molecular function (GO): orotate phosphoribosyltransferase activity
Source: RefSeq, a predicted model, not a curated record
AUGGCUCUAGACUCAUCAUACAAGGCGACUCUGCUCCCACUCCUGCUGAAGGCCUCAGCGCUCUCCUUCGGCACAUACACACUCAAGUCAGGUCGGAUCUCACCCUAUUUCUUCACGUCUUCACUGCUACACACCACAUCUCUUCUUGGCGCUCUGGCCAAAGCAUAUGCAUCUGUUCUGACCUCACCUCCAUACUCCCUGCCCUUGGGCACGGAGGAAGCAGGCUCAGAAGCAGACGGGUCGUUCUCUCCACACUUCGACAUCCUCUUCGGUCCGGCGUACAAGGGGAUCCCGUUGAGUGCCGUCGUUGUCAGGGAGCUAGAGUUCAGCGGCGCGCAAUUCGCAGGUGUUUCGUACUCUUUCAACCGCAAGGAAGCAAAGGAUCAUGGUGAGGGCGGGACCAUUGUCGGCGCACCGCUGAAGGGUAAGCGCGUGGUGGUGAUCGACGAUGUCAUGACGGCCGGCACAGCGCUGCGCGAGGCGGUCGACAUCAUCAAGGCCCAGGGCGGCAUUGUCGUGGGUGUUGUCCUGCUGCUGACGAGGCAAGAGCGUGUCAGUGAUGCCGAGCCUCGAAGCGCGAUGAAGGUCGCAGAGGACGAAUUGGGUAUUCCCGUGAGAGCGGUGCUCAAGUUUGAAGAUUUGAUUGAAGCCAUCGAAGCCGGUCAGAUUGAAGGUGCUGGCGCCAAUGAGCUCGAGCAGAUGAAAGUCUACCGGCAGAAGUAUGGAAGUCAGGACUGA